This is a messenger RNA of Penicillium soppii, 1539 nucleotides long. Its product is annotated as cytochrome P450. The record is from RefSeq and is a predicted model, not a curated record. The coding region runs from base 1 to 1539 and encodes 512 amino acids. Gene Ontology annotation, molecular function: oxidoreductase activity, acting on paired donors, with incorporation or reduction of molecular oxygen, reduced flavin or flavoprotein as one donor, and incorporation of one atom of oxygen; iron ion binding; heme binding. Lineage: Eukaryota; Fungi; Ascomycota; Eurotiomycetes; Eurotiales; Aspergillaceae. The transcript is spliced from 2 exons.
AUGCAUUCAUAUGACAUCCCCAAGCAUUCCACAGCAAUCUUAGGAGGUCUAAUCCUCCUCAUAUGGUAUGCUGCCACUUUGCUCCAACGAAAAUGGAGGCAGAACUGCUUCGUCCGAGAAAACCAAUGCAAGCCACCAAGUCAACUCCCUAGUAAACUCCUAGGACUAGAUAUUAUUUUGCAAACAAUCGCAGCCGCCAAACAGCGACGGGUUCUCGAGCUAGGAUUGAGCCGCUUCCAGCAUUAUGGAAACACAUUGAAAUUUAGAAAUCUCACCAAAACCAUGAUAACAACACGGGAGCCACAAAAUAUCAAAACCAUUUUAUCUCUUCGCUUCAAAGAUUAUUCUCUCGGAGAUCGAAUCCAAACCUUUGGACCUUUACUCGGCCAUGGAAUAUUCACUACAGAUGGCGAGCACUGGGCGCAAUCGCGCUCUAUGGUUCGAUCGGGGUUUAGCAAGGACCGAAUCGCCCACCUUGACAUAUUUGAAGAGCUCAUGGGUGAUCUUUUCGAAUUGAUCCCUACCGAUGGCAGCACUGUUGAUUUGCAAGACCUAUUCUUUUGCUAUACCAUGGACUCUGCGACCGAUUUUCUAUUCGGUCACAGUGUUCGCGCACUGAAGAAAUACGGACAUAACCCCGGCGACGAGACAGGACAAGACUUUGGCAGCGCUUUCAAUUAUGCCCAGGAUUCGAUUGCCACCCGUGUUCGAAUGGGACCAUUGAAAUUUCUUCAUCGUGAUCGCAAGGCGCAAGACGCAAAUCGGAGAUGCCAUGAGCUAGCUGAGGAGUUUGUGGACAAGGCCUUGAGCUAUCGGCAAACACUCAACGAGAAUGGGUCUGCAGGGGACGAUACCUCAGCCGAGAAGUCGAAAUCUCUGUUUCUGCAUAAAUUGGCGCAGCAAACGGGCGAUCGGACUCGAAUUCGAGAUGAACUGAUGAACGUGCUAUUAGCCGGACGUGAUACAACCGCUUCAUUGCUUAGCAACAUGUUCUUUGUGCUGGCGAAGAAACCUGAGAUAUGGGCCAAGCUACAAGGAGAGAUCGCCGUUUUAGAAGGCCGAGCACCAACCUACGACCAACUGCGCAAUCUCACAUACCUCAAGUAUUGCAUGAAUGAGUCACUCCGUCUCCAUCCCGUUGUUCCUGUCAAUGCCCGGCUGGCUGUGGUAGAUACUGUUCUCCCUGUUGGAGGUGGUAGGGAUGGACAAUCUCCGGUUUUUGUACCUAAAGGCACGACUGUCAGAUAUAGCCUGUACUCGAUGCACCGUCGCGAAGACUUCUAUGGCCCAGAUGCCCAAGAAUACCGCCCGGAGCGGUGGGAAAAAUUGCGCAUGGGCUGGGAAUAUCUUCCAUUUAAUGGUGGCCCUCGAAUCUGCGUGGGUCAGCAAUAUGCUCUCACUGAGGCUGCCUAUGUCACGGUCCGUCUGGCACAAAAGUUUCCAAUUUUGGAAAGUAGAGACCCCGGUUCUUGGAAAGAAAACUUGACUUUGACCCUCUGCUCGCAUAACGGCUGCCAUGUCAGCUUGCAACAUGCAUAA